Peromyscus maniculatus bairdii (prairie deer mouse) is the source of this 793-nucleotide messenger RNA. Lineage: Eukaryota; Metazoa; Chordata; Mammalia; Rodentia; Cricetidae. The record is from RefSeq and is a predicted model, not a curated record.
GGCCUGAAGCAAUGUCCUCCGUAGAGAGAAACAUAAAGGACACUUAAUCGCACAGUCCUUGGAAUUAUUUCCAGGAAACACUUGCAGAAGCCAUUUGGGAGUCCUGGCGGCACAGUCAGGGGCGGCCAGGAAAUGAGCGCUUCUCUGAAUUACAAGUCUUUCUCCAAAGAGCAGCAGACCAUGGAUAACUUGGAGAAACAGUUGAUCUGUCCCAUCUGCCUGGAGAUGUUCACGAAGCCCGUGGUCAUUCUCCCCUGCCAGCACAACCUGUGCAGGAAAUGUGCCAGUGACAUCUUCCAGGCCUCUAACCCGUACUUACCCACAAGAGGAGGCACCACUGUGGCAUCAGGGGGUCGAUUCCGCUGUCCCUCCUGCAGACACGAGGUGGUGUUAGACAGACACGGGGUUUAUGGACUUCAGAGGAACCUGCUCGUGGAAAACAUCAUCGACAUCUACAAGCAGGAAUCCACGAGGCCAGAAAAAAAGUCCGACCAGCCCAUGUGUGAAGAGCAUGAAGAUGAACGCAUUAACAUCUACUGUCUGAACUGCGAGGUGCCCACCUGCUCUUUGUGCAAAGUGUUUGGCGCCCACAAGGACUGCCAGGUGGCUCCCCUGACCCAUGUGUUCCAGAGGCAGAAGUCAGAACUCAGUGACGGCAUUGCCAUACUUGUGGGAAGCAACGACCGGGUCCAGGGAGUGAUCAGCCAGCUGGAGGACACCUGCAAAACAAUCGAGGUAAGUCAGCUGGCUCGCAGGGAUGCAGAACCAAUCCUAACACUCCUAGGGGCCAGAG